GAAAACACUUCCUGAUGUCUGACCAUUGAGACGAAUUUGACGUGAAGCUGAGCGUUUCUGUUUAUAUCCCUGACAGCUAUGGUUACAUUUCCUCCCCAUCUUUGUAGAAUACGUUGUUCUCAUCAGAGGAGGAACUGAAGAAAUAAGGCUUGUUUCUGUCCAGGUCACUGUUAAGGUAAAAACUAUUUUCCAUUUAGAUAUGUGUUUGUUAAAAGGAGUUGAGUUGCAGCUGCUUGUGUUUUGGAAAGUUUGUCUCUAGGUGAAAGUAUCAAAAGCUAUCAGAGAAGAAAACAAAUCAUAAAUAUGCCAAUUAAGGUCAAAGUGGGGCUCUUAGUUUCAUGCCAUAAUUUUACCCAACUAAAUAUCUGUAGGUAGUUUGAUCUGCAGACUAGCAUCAUUGUACAAGUUAUUUAAAAGCUUUUCAGACUCAUUUUCCUUUGAGGACAGCUGAAAAAAGGGCACAAAUCAAAGAUAUUUGUAAAUCACACAGUAAAACUUAAAUUGGUCGACCACAGUGUCAGAUUAAUGCUACCACUCAUAGGAAGUAAGAAUAUGGAUUUGACAAUGCUUGUUUUUCUUCUUUCUUGUGUUUCAGCUCUAAUUGGAGAUGAAACAGGAGUACCAGGACCUCAUCCUGCAGACCUGCGGAGCCUCGUCCCUGCGUGUUGGUGAAAGCAUCCAGACACUGUGGAGCGGUUAUGGCGAGAUCGUCCGGCUGCACCUGGAGGGCUGUGAUCGACCCUCUGUGGUCGUCAAGCAUGUCAAGUUUCCUGAAGAGGCGGAGCAUCCCCGAGGCUGGAGCACGGACCGCUCUCACGCACGGAAAGUGAGGUCUUAUCAAGUGGAGACACACUGGUACCAGAAUUACUCAGCCAAUCAGAGCUGUCGGAUCCCUGCUUCUUUGGCUGCUUGUUCCCAUGGAGACGAGAUGCUGAUUGUGCUGGAGGACCUGGAUGUGGCGGGUUAUGGUCAGAGAAGGUAGAGUAAAGAACAUUUGACUCACUCUAUUAUAUCACAUGAGUGCGCAAAAUUCCACAUUUCUUUUUCAGUGUUUUUGGUGAAAUUAUAAGAUUAAUUUGAGCACCAGACCUUAGGUACACCAGCUAUAUGUAAGUUCAGACGCAGCCUAGUCUGAUCUUCACUUCUGAUUUAGGAUACAGUUGCAUCAGUUGAGAUAACACCAACAACUCAAACCUUGCACCAAACUUACAGUCUGCAAAACACCAAGUAUCAUUGUCUUUCAGGAUACAGAGAAAAAGAAGAGGCAUGAUAAGAGGAUAUUCAAAUUGUAUUCUGGAUACUAAUCCUCAUUUGUUUUUCUCUAGGACCAGGGUGAACAACAAAGAAAUGAAGGCCUGCCUCAGCUGGCUUGCCCACUUCCACGCUCUCUUUCUCGGUGUGGCCCCAGAGGGUCUCUGGCCUGUCGGUACCUACUGGCACCUGGACACGAGGCCGGAUGAGCUGGAGGCGAUGGAGGAUGCCGAGCUCAAAGCAGCAGCUGGAGACAUUGACAGGAUACUGAACGAAUGCAGCUUUAAAACCAUCGUUCAUGGAGAUGCUAAAUUGGCAAACUUCUGUUUUUCACAGAGCGGACGGGAUGUAGCAGCCGUGGACUUUCAGUAUGUAGGCGGGGGAUGUGGGAUGAAGGAUGUUGUGUAUUUUUUAGGAAGCUGCAUGGAGGAGAAAGAGUGUGAAAAGAAGGUACCAGGCUUAUUGGACUACUAUUUUGCAGAGUUAAAAGUAUCCGUGAGAAAAGAUGUGGACUUCUCUGCGUUAGAGAAAGAGUGGAGGGAGAUGUUUGCAUUUGCUUGGACGGACUUUCAUCGUUUCUUGCUGGGAUGGAUGCCUGGACACUGGAAGAUCAACCGCUACAGCAAACAGCUGACCAAGGAGGUUCUGCACAAACUGAGACUUGGAUCAGAAACCUCGGGGGACUGAGGGUGUAACUGGAAGAUGUUUACUUUGAACUUGGCAACCUUUAUAUUUUAAAAUAAAUCACUUAAAAAAACAACAACCUUGAGUCCUGCUUUCAUCAGCAAAUCAGCUCUGAAUUAGUUUGGCUGAUAUAUGUGACAAAGUGAAGACCACAUUAAACUGUCUACAAAACAAAUGUAUUCAAAACACAUGUAGCAAUAUGACAAUUGUAGAUGCAGAAAAGCUUAUUGUGUUUGUUGUAACACAGACAAGCACAGAAACAGAGAAUGUAUGAAAUAAUAAGUUUAAACUACAGACAGCAUGAAUUCUGUAAGACAAAAAGUAAACAGGGGUUACUGUAAAAAAAAAAAAAAAAAAAAAGGAGUUUUAUAUUGUGUUCCUACCACCCUCACAGAAGAUACAGGCAUUAAGGAUUACAAUAUCCAAUUUGUUGGUUUUAUCGUCAAGUGUUUCAUUUGCUUUUUUUUUUUACAUAAUAAAGACACUCUUAUUUCUCUA
Molecule: messenger RNA, 2433 nt
Organism: Xyrichtys novacula (pearly razorfish)
Lineage: Eukaryota; Metazoa; Chordata; Actinopteri; Labriformes; Labridae
Source: the annotation of a GenBank genome assembly